CUAUACACGUGUCAACUAACAUCAAACAAGAACAUCAAACAAGGACAUCAAGACACUCAGGACAAUCACCCAAGACAAACUCAAAGAAUAUGGCUGCCUAAAUAUGGUUCCCAAUCAGAGACAACGAUAAGCACCUGCCUCUGAUUGAGAACCACUCCAGACAGCCAUAGACUUUGCUAGAUAACCCCACUAGCUACAAUCCCAAAUACAUACACACCAAAACCCCAAGACAAAACACACCACAAUACAAAAACUCCAUGCCACACUCUGGCCUGACCCAAUACAUGAAGAAAAACACAAAAUACUAAACCAGGGCGUGACAGUUUAAUCACCUUCUUGAUAUGCCACACCUGCCAGGUGGAUGGAUUAUCUUGGCAAAGGAGAAAUGCUCACUAACAGGGAUGUAAACAAAUGUGUGCUCAAAAUGUGAGUGACACUUUACAAACGUUGCAUUUACGUUUUUGCUCAUUCUAGCCCGUGAGAGGGCAGAUAUGCCCAGCUUGCAAACAAUUUUUUUCUCAAUGUUUCCAGUAUUUUUUUUAUUGCCAAGUUAAAGAACAUCUCCAGGAGUCCGCCCAUCGCGAAAAGAAGACAGCCAGAUUGUAGGUGCUCAGGUUAGGUCUCACUGCUGGUCACGUAGCCCAAACAUCUGCUUCGACAUAAGGAAAUAUGACUGUGCUUGCUGCUGGUUAAUGGAUACCUGAGACAGAAAAGUUCUGAAGACGUCUCCCCCUCUGAAGGGCCUGAGUGGAGGGAACGGAGUUGGGUCGUGUUCUUGAGGUGAGCCUUGGUAGACCAGGCAACCAUAACAAGAUGGUGAAAAAAAACACAGGACACUCACGACGGUCGUCCAUAUCCAAGACAGCUGGUGGCUCCCAGAUAUCCAGCCUCAAAGACUUGAGCCUGCUGGAUGGAUCUGGCCUUGGGCAGGAGGAGACCCCAGAGCUGCCUCCAGAACCCCCCACACCUGACGAGAGCCACUUGGGCUUCCCAGACCCUGUCUAUCUGCUGGCGGCAGUCAUCUUUCAGAACACUCACCUGGAGAAGCCUGCUGCCCACCGAUUAGUCAGUUAUGGCAAGCGGGCGGGGCUACCCCUGCCUGAGGCCAAGGAUGAGGCGUACCAACGCAGCUCGUAUGAGCUGGCCUUCAACACACUCAAAUACCAAGAGCUCCUGGAGGACAUCAUGAUUGACAGCUGCUUUUACCUCUCUCAGCCAAUGCCUGAUGACCAGAUGAGUCUGGUGGUGGUGAUGCUUUACGACUUCCAGGACAGGAAGUUCCUCCCUCGGGAAUGCCAGGGGGAGGAGCUCGUACAGGAAGUCAGGGAGGUGGAGAACUGCCUCCUCAGGUUUAAGACCAAGCUGGCAGCCUCCUUGGCUCGCAGUAGGAUCAAACAUGACCUCCUGACCAUCGACUGCAUCCUCCCCGAGGCUGUGAGGAAGAAACAGGAGAGAGCCAACAGGCUGCUCCUCUACGCAUGGGUCAACACAUUCAAGAGCAGCCUUGAAGAGGUGUGCGGCGUCCUGAAGCGAGGGGGAUUCUCUCAGGUGAAUUCAGUCGGGCAGUUGGAAGGGCAGUCCUUCUGUCAGGACCCCCACUGUGUGGACGUGUUGGUGUUCCCCCCCCAGCUCAAAGCUGACCUGUACCGCACCAAGCUGCUCAGCGACAACAAGCUCAUCAUACAGGAUAAGUGGUGUAGCGUCGGUCCCUGUGUGGUGCGCUCUCUGUUGCUCCCAGACGGGGACGUCCUGAUGGCUGGCUCCUCCUCCGGCCUUACCAUGUCACACACCGCCUCCCUGGUCACCCACGGCAACGCCCAUGGCAACAGCCAGUCGAAAGUGUUUGUCUGUGUUGGCGACCGCCCACCCGCCCAGAGGGAGGAGCUACAGGAGGUCCUUGCCAAUAUGGCCUGCAAGAACGUGAAGCUGAUCCCUAUGAGUUUCCUGUCUCUGGACCCAUGUGACCUGAGACUCCAGCGGGUCCGGGUCAUCCUGCUGACCCCCCAGUGCUCCGUGUCUGCAGUCAGCAACCCUGUUGAGUUCAUACUGCAGGAGAACGGAGACACAGACCUGCUCCAGGACCUGUCCCAGGGUUCCAUAGCCCAGACCAAGCUGGACACACUGGUGGCCCAGCAGAAGAGAGACAUCAUCCAUGCCCUGAAGUUCCCCAAGGUGCAGGUGGUGGUGUACUCUACCUGCUCCUUGUACCCUGAGGAGAAUGAAGAGGUGGUGAGGGGAGCUCUGGAACAGGCUGUGCCUACUGAAGGACCCAAACUACAAGCCUUCAGGCCGAGCUCUUCCUUACCCACAUCUCUGGGCCGAGCUGAGGAGAGAGCAGGGUGUCCGUUCUUCAGACUGGAUCCUUCAGACGAAACUAACGGCUGUUUCCUAGCUGUACUCACCAGAGAGCCCGACCUGGAAGAGAUCGAGUCUGCACAGGAAGUGCUUGCCAGGGCAGCAGCCACGGGCCUAUUGGACGGGAUCGAUUCCAACAAUCCAACCAGGAAGGAGAGGCGUGGCCGACAGACCCACCAGGCACCAAUCAGUCACGCCCGCUCAGCUCAUACACGCCCACACGCCACCGCCAGCAGCCAAUCCAGAGUCAUGGAGUUCCUUAACCGUGAGACCAAGGGUAGUAGCUCCGCCACUAUGGUGGGGUCGACCAAUGGAGGUCUGUCGCAACGAGGUAAAGCCAAGCCUGCUCGCCGACGCCCUCCCAAGCCCUCCCUCUCCAACAGUACCUCCUACACCUCCCCUUACUCCGCCCCUAACCCCGCCUCCAGCCUCUCCAGGAAGAAUCAGACCUGCCUCAUCAACACUGCAGCCGCAUACAACAACCGCCACUCGCCUAACGCUACAGACCCCAACCCCCCUGCUGCCCCUCUCACCCCCCUGGUUCACCCUGGCCCCCCUAAGGGACGUCAGGAGGUGCUGCGCCCCGUGGCCCUCACCCUGCCCCCGGUCCUGUUCCCUGGGUACUCCCCCCUGGCCAGACAGAUACGGAACCUCCCUCCGCCUCCCCAGAGGUCCAACCCCACCCUGCCUUACUACCAGUGGAAGACCUCACCCCCCCAGGUGCCCCUGAUCAAGUCCUCUGGUAGUGUCAACGAAAAGCCUGUCGUCAAACACCCUCGCCCCUGGCUCUGACACGGCACACAGGACAAUACUUCAGGCAAAUACACCCUCAAAUACUGAAGACAAAAAACACACUACCAUACACUAAAAUAUAGAAUACAUGUUACACACAUACACACACACAUAUACAUACAUAUAUAUAUAUACAUAUAUAUACACACACACAGUGUCCAUAGUGCUGUCACUAGUAUAGUUUUAAAGCAAAAACAAUAAAGCACCUUUAAAGUCAUUUCACUUUAAUACUUUUCGUAUGUGUCAUAAAACAAGUAUGCCAUAGUCUCAAGUAUACAGUAAUUGUAUAUUUUUACAGUAGUGCCAAUUACCAAAUAUGUGAUUUCAUGACUUCAAUGACUUGACCCAUUACAUGAGAAAAUAAACCUGCACUUUCAAGA
Messenger RNA from Oncorhynchus keta (chum salmon), 3527 nucleotides. Its product is annotated as putative methyltransferase NSUN7. The transcript has 14 exons. Gene Ontology annotation, molecular function: methyltransferase activity. The record is from RefSeq and is a predicted model, not a curated record. NCBI's taxonomy places the organism in Eukaryota, Metazoa, Chordata, Actinopteri, Salmoniformes, Salmonidae. Bases 814 to 3147 code for a protein of 777 amino acids.